This is a messenger RNA of Tetranychus urticae (two-spotted spider mite), 3207 nucleotides long. NCBI's taxonomy places the organism in Eukaryota, Metazoa, Arthropoda, Arachnida, Trombidiformes, Tetranychidae. The record is from RefSeq and is a predicted model, not a curated record.
UUUAAGACUGGUUGUUGACAAGUUUUCGAAAAGAUGUGUCGUUGUUAUCAUUUGAAUAUGAGUUCAGUCUUCUUCUUCAAUUUAAUCCUUCUUUAAAUGACCAUGGUAUCUUGAUUAGUUAAUUAAGUUAAUUGUCAUCGGUUUGAAUGGUUUGUUUCUUCAUGUAAUUUUCAUAUUUUGUUUUCCUUUUCAUUAUCAUGAUCAAUCUUGCUUGCUUUUUUCACCACAUCAAAUGUUUUCUUCUUUCUAUGGAUUCUUAAUGCGCUAUGACUAACGCAGUUUUUGCCUGUCAACCUUUUAACUGUGAUUCCAUCAAUCAUCUAAUUUCACCUGAACUGUGAUUAUUUAUUAUUAUUACCAGGCUUUUAAUAUCCUCGCAACCUGAAUUUUCAUGUUGGCAAAAGGGAUGAGCUAUUGUCAUUGGAUGAAAUAAAGUGUUUGGAAGAAGCUGCAAUCCAACACAACCUGGUUCAACAACAAAUCUCAAUCAUAUCCAGAUUUCAUGUUUUCCUCCAUUUACAAGUUUACAUUUUUCAACUACUAAUAAUUUACAGUUACUUCUACCAAUUAUCUUCUACCUUAUCCAUUGUUAUUAAUUUAUUUAUUUUAAUCCGGUGAUUUUACAAAUUUGUAUCCUGUUAACAAUCAUUACACCUGUUUCAUUGUCUUGAAAUUUAAAUUGCCACCAGUUGGAAAUUAAUUAAUCAUGGGAUCCAGUUCAUUUCGACCACGUAAGUGUUUGGGCAAAGAGAAGUACAGUAAAGUGGUCAAAGAGUGCCAAGAAACUGGUGUUAGCUACGUGGACCAUAAUUUUAAAGCCGAAGACUCUUCAGUUUACAAGUCAAUUGGAUUUAAAAAUAGACUGGCCGCUGGUAAAAUAACAUGGAAACGACCUCGUGAACUUACCUCUGAGCCCUUUACAUUAUUUAAAGACAAAUUGGGACCCAACACAAAUAUUCAAUUUCUUGGUUAUGGGCCAAACGAGUGGUUCGUUGCGGCUGCUGUUGCUUUAUCGCAAGAUAAGAAUUUGGUUUACAAGAUUCUACCCAAAGAUCAAAACAAUUUUGAUCAUGGAAUCUUCAAAAUUUGGAUUUGGGAUUUUGGAGUUUGGACAAAGGUUUUAAUUGACGACAAACUACCCAGCUCGGAUAACAAAUUAAUCUUCACCUCUUCUCAAUGUGGACAAAUGUUUUGGGUACCUUUACUUGAAAAAGCUUACGCCAAAUUGAAAGGAAAUUAUGAGACAAUGUCAACCUUCGGUAAUCUGGCCAAUGUACUGACUGAUUUUUCAGGAGCACCAACCGAAGAGAUUAAAAUAAGCUUAGAUGACGAUGAAAAGGACCACUUUCGUUUAAUUGCCGAGGAAGUUAACCAUAAAUCUUUAGUUUGCAUUAAAACUCGGGGCGACUCUGGUGAUCAUUAUUCAAAUGGACUUAAAUCAGGACGUUUCUAUGUGGUAACAUCUGUUAAGAAGCCUGCUUCCGGAACAUUCAAGAAAAACUCAAAAGAUGGAACAGCAAGUUUCAAAUUAAUCGAUACCAUAUACCCUGAAAAACGAAGUUCUAAAAGCAGUUUUCUGGAUGAAAAGUAUACUGAGCAAUGGAUCAACCUUGAAAAAUUUUGCGACAACUUUGAGUCAAUAACAAUUUGUCGCUUACACAUUGAAGAUAAUCGAUUUGUCGAAAUUCGCCAUUCAAAUGUAGCAACACAGUUUUGCUUUGACGUUCCCAAUGAUUCAGAGGAAGUGAUGGUUGAUUUCAUCCAAAAAAAUGACCAACCCGAAUUGUUAGGCUUCAAAAUUUACCAAGUCGAGUCUAAUCGAAAGUAUCGUCUACACAAUCCAGCCCUUUGUAAUAUGAUAUACGUUCACGAGUCUGUUAAAAAGCGAUCCAUCUUCCAUCGAAUCAAACUAAACAUUGGUCGAUACAUAAUCAAACCAGUUUGUAAAUCAGAUAGCGAUUUACUCAUUAGACUUUACACUAAAUCAAGAUCUAAUUUAAGAGUAUUAAAUGAGGAUAUGCCAAAGAAAAACUUUUUCAAUUUUCUUGCACCGAGAUAUCCAAAAUUCGUUUCCAAAGUAACGGUUCACUCUAUCAAUGGAAUUGAGAAACAAGAUCGAUUCGGAAAUGCUAAUCCUUAUCUUAUAAUUCGUUGUGGAGGUGAUACUGUUAGAUCGAGUCCUGUUAAUAACACUUUGGAUCCUGAUUUUAAAGAUUUUUCUGCUAUAUUUUAUCAUGGUUCAGCUGAAACAAUUUUAAUUGAGGUUUGGCACAACAAUUUGCUUUUUGAUUCCUUUAUUGGUCAAGUUGAGAUUCCUAUUGAUUUAAAUAAGAUUGAGUCGACACUUUCUUGCGAAGAGACACUUUGUGGUCGUAAAAAGGGCCAUACAAGACCUGGUAUCGUAAAGUUUAAAGUUCACACUUCAGAAGACUUGAAAUCGAUAUGAAAAAUUGGAAGAAGCUUGAUAAUCUUGAAAAUAUCUACAUCUAAAGACUGCUUAACGCACAUUGGAAAAUAUCUGCAGGAAUUUUAUGGAUGCAUUCAAAAGAUUCUGAUGGAAAUCUAUUAAUCUAAUCAAACAAAAUUUAUCAUUAUUUAUGUUCCGAUGAUCAAUUGAACGUCAAUCUUACCCAAUAAUAAAGUAAGAUUGUUCAAUCGAUUGAUUAAUCUGUCAAUCAGUCAUGAUUGACUCUAACUAAUCCUGCUUUUUCGCCAGUCCAAUAACUAACAUUCCUAUUCUGCCAUUCUUACACUUUGUAUUUUAACGCAUUUCUAACUUCUAAUUAUUGUCAAUGGCUACUGUUUGACUUAUCAAAACACCUUUUGACAAUUGAUUAGCACUUGGAUACAUUUUGAUUUGUUUUUUACCUAGAUCUAGUUCUUGGCAUUUGCAUACAAAAAACAAACUCAAAUUCAUUGUUUUUAUACAUAAUUUCUUUAUUUAAAUUAAUCGUUCUCUUUUCUACGAUUCAUUGUCCAGCUUAUCUCACCUUGACCACAUAUAUUUUGUUUAAAGGCCAUAGUCAAUUGUAACCAUUAUAAUCAAAGCAUUUUAAUACACGUAUUUAUAAAGAGUAAAAGAGAGGGAUGUGGCAAUUUUGUUAAACUAACACUGUAUACAUACCUUGACAAUUUAAACAAAACUAAACGGUGAAAAAGAAAGCUUAGAUACUCAUUGAAAAUUAAAAUUCUGUAUUUAAAUUGUUA